Molecule: messenger RNA, 5298 nt
Organism: Saccharomycodes ludwigii
Lineage: Eukaryota; Fungi; Ascomycota; Saccharomycetes; Saccharomycodales; Saccharomycodaceae
Gene: ECM30
Product: Ecm30p
Exons: 1
Coding region: 1-5298 (1765 amino acids)
Cellular component (GO): Golgi medial cisterna; membrane; Golgi trans cisterna
Source: RefSeq, a predicted model, not a curated record
AUGGGUAACACAGAUUCAACCUUAAACGCUUAUAAAAGCCAUGUCUUGCAAUUAAGCCAGCAAGACAUUAUACCAAUUUAUAAAAAUAAAUAUACCACUGCAACCAAAGAAACAUCAGAAUCUAUUGCUAUAAUAGAGGAGAAAGUUGAGCUUGAUACCAACCCAAACUCAAACAUUCAUGAUGAAGAUCCUUACUCUGAUUUUUACAAUUUCAUAGUAGACAACUCCCAAAUACAUUGCACUGAUAUUUUUCACCACAUUUGUACUAGCAAUGAAGUAAGGUUUAUCUAUAUCUCAAAUAAACACAAUUUUAUGAAUUUAUUAAGGUUUUUGUGCUUUAAAAUCUGUUUUAUUACCGACAGGUUGACAGAUACCAAGACCAAUACAAGCAGUACUGGCAUUAACCAAACAAAACAAAGAUUUCAUCACUCAAUUAAAGUGCUACUAAACUGUAUACGUAUUUUAACAAAGUUACUCCCUAUUUUUUAUGAAAAUUGCCAAGCCGGUACUGAUGAGAAAGAAACCAAUAAUUAUUGUGAUUAUGAAAAAAGUAUAUUUUGGAAUUCUGGCUCAACUGAACACCUUAAUAAUAAAACUAAUGAAUUGAAUAGUACCUUGGCUACGGUGGGAAGCAAACCCACUGACACGGGUACUACGACCUCCAGUGAUAACAUUGAUCCACUUGAUGCCAAAGCUCAAGACAUAUCGUCGUUAAAAGUCGAAAUCAACUAUAACCAGAGACACACCUUUGAUUCUUUAAAUGUUGAUAUAGACACAAAUCAAGCAAGUAAGAAAUUGGCCACUCCAUUGGGGGUCACUUUAUUAAGCUGCUGUUUAAAAUUAUUAUUUUUAGAAGGGUUUAGUUUAGUACCAGCGCAUAAUAACGGUACCUCUACAACUAUCGGAUGUGUUUCAUUUGUAAUGUGGGAAAAUGGAAUUGGCGAUAUACCAGACAACUCCAAAAAAGAAAAUGGUACUAACUCAUUAGAUACCUCUAUAGAAUAUGUCACACAGCAUCCUAAGUUGGAUUCCAACAGGUUAGAGAUUUUAAGACUACUCAUAACUUUGUGUUCAAAACCAUUGUAUAGUGAACUUGAAGCUACUGAUAAUAAAAAGAUCGACAAUAAAUUCUUGGCAGUAUUAUGUUGUUUGAUGCCGGAAUAUUUAUCUAUUUAUCUUUUAGCUUCUUUAAUUAAUGUGGUUUGUAGGAGUUGUAGAGAUUCCGACGAGAAUAACGGGCUAACUUAUUCCAAUAUUUUCAAUGUGCAGAGUUAUUCGUCGUAUUCAGAUGAGAAUUCUGGUACCGCUAAUGCAUCCUCUUCUGUGCCCUCUUCCAUAUCAUCAAAUACCACUGGUCAUAUUAACAGCGAUACCGGCACAGAUCUCCACGAAUGGAGCUCCAAAAUGGCUGAAGAAAGCUUACUUAAUACUGAUACUGGUAAGGCAAUUAGCAGCAAUAGCUCAUCUUAUCACGAUGACAAAUUAGCAUUAAAAUUAAGGAAGGAAUUGAUUACAAAUGCAUUGGAACUGUUAAAUUUAUACUUUCAAUUUGACCCAAAUUCCUUAUCUGUGGAAUUUAAGGAGUUUUUGUUUGAAUAUUUGGACGUUAGCACUGUAUCUUUGACAAACGUGGCGCACAGAUAUUUUAGCACCAUUAAAAAGGACUUUGAUUUUAAAUUGAUUUUGGUUUCAUUUGUUAAAUUAUAUAAAAAGCCUUUGGAUCUAAUGGCUGAAUCUGACUCGAAUCUUUUUUCCUUAAAUAACAAAAGAGUUUCAUUUUUAGAUUUUUUUUCGUACAAUGCGGAAGGAGACAGUUCAGAAGAAUAUAACAACGGUACUUCUAAUGGUGCCAAAAAUAACAACAAUAACAAUAACAACAACAACAACAACAACAACAACAACAACCACAACAACAACAGUAACAGUAACAGCAACAGCAACAACAAUACCAACUCUACUACUACUACCGCGACCAAUACCAAUGUGCAGAGCGGUAACGAUUUUACAGAUAAUGCCAAUGGUCACAAGGGCAAUAAUGAUCUUCCUCCGAUUUCCGAUUUAUCAUUGCAGUUAAUAACUUUACUUUGGUCCUUUAUGAAAUGCAAUAAAUCUUUUGAACAUUUUGUUGCUGAUAAAUAUGCAAACAAGUUAAUCAUAAUAUCCAUUUAUUAUAUGAAAUUUUAUUCAAGUCAGCCAUUGGUUAAUUCUACGUUUAUUCCAAUCGUUUCUGGAUUUGCCGUAUAUUUGUCAUCCAAUAAGUUAGUUUUGUUUAAGAUGAUGUCAUAUUUUAGCCCCAAAUAUUAUACGGACAAAAUUCCUAAUGCUUUUAAAAUCAGCACUAACAACAUCAGCACCAUAACCUAUCGUGACUUUUCAAUUAUUCAUUUAUGCAAGCUUGCCAUUAAAGACAUUAUUAAGAACUUUGCACCUCGCCCCUAUGUUUACGAGCUAAUAUACAAUUUACUACUUUGCACGCCAGAAGCCUUGAAAAUCGAUAAAGAUGAUAAUUUUGUCCCCUUAUCAUCUACCAAGAAUGGGAAUUAUUCGUUUGGAAUUAGCUAUGGGGCUUCAAUACAAGUUUUACAAUUGAUUCUAAAAUCUAGUACUAAAAGCUAUUUAUCCUCUUUCCCCUGUAACAAGCCUUCAUAUAUGGGAAAUUAUACGACUUCCAACGACACGGAUCUACUUUUAUUCUCUGGAAACCGUUUAUCUUCAACAGGUGCUGGUAUGAAUAACAAUAUCGGCAAUAAUAACAUUAAAAGACGAACCUUCACCACUCAACUUUCGGGUGCUAAUAAUAAUGCUAACGCCUUACCGCUUUCAAGGGUGAACACAAAUGGAAGUAUUACUGGGACCACCCAUAGUGCUCCAAACGCAGCUGCCACCAAUAAUAACUCUAGUAGUGGUAUUAAAACUACAGGUGGACUGAAUCACAGUAUGACCCCAUAUAUAUACACACCAGCUGCUAAACUAGAUUAUUUAGGGCUAGUUUUAAGAGGGUUGGCCUUUGGAAUUGUUCAUUAUUUUGCAGAUUUUAAACAUAUGAUUUUUAUAUUAUGCAAGCAUGGGAAAGUCUUAGUUUAUUUGAAAUCUGUUAUUGAUACGUUUACAGAUUGCUUCUUCAGUAAGAACUUGCCAAAAUCGGGUUUAAAUCCCAAAGGUACUCAAACAAAUAAUACUAAUAAUACAAAUAAGACGGGGACUACUCCUAUUACCAAAUCUGUAGAUGAUUUACCUGAUUUAAGAAUUGAAGAUUUUCUGUUUGAUGAAGGUGAUUGUAUUGAAGGAUUGAAUACCUUUUUCAAUUACAAAAAUACCAGUACACCCUCUUUUGAACAUAACCCUGAGAAUACUAUUAAUAAAGAUUCAAAAACUUUUACAGAUAAUAACCGUCGUACCACUUCAGUUUGCUCUACUUUAAGUUUAAAUUCGCAGCAAAAUAGGAAACCUAAAAAGAUAGGCAGCGCGGUAUUUUUACGUGAUCAUUUAGACUAUAGUUAUCAUCCAGAGUUAGAGAAUAAUGCAGUAUUUUUUGCCACAACUGCUAAGAUGCCUAUUGGAUUAACUAGAAAAUUAAGGGGAAAACUAAUUAUUAAAACUUCAGAUAAUAAUUCCUUGUUUUUGAACUCUUUUGUUCCAACUCGCUUUACCGGGGAACUUUAUAGUAAUAAUCCUAACAAAUCAGAGUCUUUUAUUAGUUGGUUUUUGGCCUAUCCUUAUUUAUUGUUAUUAAUAAAGUUGACUGAGCACUUAAACAAAAAAUUCCCUACAUUACCUAAUGUUCAAGCUUCAGAUUACUUUAAUGUGUUGUUGAAGAUAAUAGAUUUCAAGCGUAAUUGUUUAGAUUAUUUGGAAACGUAUGUUCCUGUUGAGUUCACUAUUAAGCCGUAUUUCCGCCCAUUAAAAAUAGAAUUAUGGGACGGAGGAAUAGGGUCUCAAUGGCUUCAAAGCGUAUUGUGGGCAGAUAUUUUUGAUAAGAAUAGUUUUGAAUACAGUUUCAACGAAGAAGAUGAAAAUUUAGAGAGUUUGAACGUCCCAACUAAUGGCGGUAGCAGUAGUAAUAUAGAGGAGACUGGAUUGCAAUCACCUUUGCUAGAAAGAUGGACCUCACACAAUUCUACAAUGAGUACCUUGAGCAGAACAAAUAGUAACACAAGUUCUAUAAAUAGUUAUUAUGUUAAUGGCCGUGAUGAUGCCAGUGUCCUGUCUACCAAAAGUAAUAAUGUUUGUUCCACUGCACUGAUUGAUAAUAAUCAUACCAAUACGAACAACGAUGAGAAAAUUUCACAUAAUGUAUCUUCUGACACAUCGAAUAACAUAAAAAAUACAGGCAUCACCACCAAUAAUAAUAAUAAUAAUAAUAAUAAUAAUAAUAAUAAUAAUAAUAAUAAUAAUAAUAAUAAUAAUAAUAAUAAUAAUAAUAAUAGUAACAACGGUAACGUAAAUAAUGAGACUGUUAUGAGAUUUAACAAUCAUUCAAGGAAAUCUAGCGCGGGUAGUUUGAAUCAUCUGGGUCACAGACAUUAUAGUGGAAGUGCUGCUAACCAUACUAAGCAUAGUGUUACCCCUAAUACUGGGAAAAAAAUGUAUUCUGCAUCUUUAAAUAAUAAUAGUAAUACUGCUACUUCUGAGCACAAAACUGUUUCUGCUAACACUAGUCAUUCUUCUUCGGCAAAUUCUUCGACUUCAUCAUUUUUUAAUUUUUCGUGGAUUAGGAAAGAUGAUUCCAGGAAAGUAAGUAACAGCAAUAUUAAUUCUCCGCACACUAGACAAAACCCAAAAAUGAGUAAUUCAAGGCAGUCAUUGCAAAGCAGUACUACGACUUCCAAUAAUAAAAAGAAAAUCAGAGUAGUUAUUGAUGAAGGUGUAUUAAAACCAAAUGUUUGGGUUGACACCAAUAUUAAGAUGUUUAGGAUAACUCGUAACGAGAGGGAAGAAUUUUCAUUUAUGGAUAUGACUUCGUCAUUUUUAAAGAAGUUUAGAUUUGGUAAUAGUAAUAAUAAUGUAAAUGCUACAGCCUCCGCUCAUAAUACUUCUAGCACUAGUUAUAAUAGUGCGAAUUUAAUUAGAUUAAAUAGUAGUUCUUCAAACUUAGAUGAAGGAGAUGAUACCUCAAGUCUUUUAAGUAUUACACCGAUCAAUUCAAGAUCGAGUUCGAGACCAAAUUUAAAUGUUACCAUCAAUACCAAUGCCAAUACCAAGAACAUCAAUAGUACCAAUAAUAAUAAUAAUAACACCUGGACACCAAGAAAUAGUGUAAGUAGUAUAUCUUCUUCUCCUAUUGUUCGUAACAGAUGA